AUGAACCCAAGAACAAGUUAUUCUUCUACAAGAGACUCCGGCGUAGAAGCUCACCCCCUUCAACAUCCGCCUACUUAUAGUCAACUCUAUGGCAUUCUUGACCUUCGACGGGUACUUCUCGACGUCGUCGUCAUAGUACUUGAAGUGCUGAAUGUCGUCUUCUGUCUGUUCGUUGGCUUCGAACCGUUGUUGUGUGAGGAGGAAGAUGGCAACCCGGCAGUGAAAUGCGACGAGGGUCUGAUGAUCCGGAGCAUCAUCCUUGACGAAGACCGCGAAGCAGUGGCCAGCCCCCAGUGCUACGCCCUAGGCCUGAUCCCGUUUUGCAAGCAGAAUCCUAACCUCCGGAUCGAGCGUUGCGUCAGCUUGUGGAGGAACGCCUUACAACCGGACUCCAUCUUUGGCACACCUUCCAAAAAGUACAAAGCCAGCGCGGCCUCGCAUAGUUUCGAAGACAGGCAGAUCACCAAUAACGUGUCGCAAUGGGUCAUGGAAGCCAUUACCCUCGCUCCGGCGGGAAUGCUCUCCGUGUCUUCUCCGCUUGACCUUGACGGCCAGCCGGUGCCCGACCUGUGCGCUAAGAUGUUCCAGAAGACGGUCCAGCGAGACGUCGCGUGGCAGGCUGCCUGA
Colletotrichum godetiae is the source of this 627-nucleotide messenger RNA. RefSeq lists its product as uncharacterized. The transcript has 6 exons. The record is from RefSeq and is a predicted model, not a curated record. Lineage: Eukaryota; Fungi; Ascomycota; Sordariomycetes; Glomerellales; Glomerellaceae. The coding region runs from base 1 to 627 and encodes 208 amino acids.